AUGCGGAAACGGAAACCGCAAAAUGAUGGUUCCGAGCGUCUCGUAGACGACACUGAGCCAGAGGAGAACGUGGUUCAACGAAAUGCCGUACCGCCGGAUAAAACUGCGGGCUUUUCGGAGACGUUUAGGCGCGGAACGCGCAGGCUAUCAGAGGUGGCCAUACCGCACUACCUAGCGGUGGCCAUAUUCAACGCGUCUCACGGGCUCACAGAUCAGUUCAACCACAACGUGCGCCUCCUCAUCGCCAUGACUCUCGCCUGCGGCCUCUUCAGUGGGCUGAGGGCUGCCUCUUUCACCAUUUUCAAUGUCCAAUUGAUGCGGCGAAUGCGGCUGGCGCUAUACGAGACGCUCAUCCGGCAGGACGUUGCCUUCUUUGACGGCCAGUCGGUGGGCGACCUCACAUCCCGCCUCGGCUCCGACUGCCAGGCUGCGGGAUACACGAUGGGCAGCGAUCUCAACAUCGUGCUACGGCACUCGCUGCUGGCCAUAGGAACGUUUGUGUUCCUGCUUCGCUUGAGCUGGCAGAUGGCCCUUAUGACAGCUGGCCUCUGUGGCAUCAUGUGGUACUUUCUCAUCGUCUAUGGCGAUUUCUCCCGACUGAGCUCCAUGGUGUUACAAGACAAUGAGGCAGCAGCCAAUGAGGUUGCAGAGGAGACGGUGUCUCUCGUUCGAGUGGUGCGGACGUUUGGCACAGAGAGCGAGGAGGUGAAGAGGUACGACGAGCCUCUCCGGAGGCUGGUGGAGGUGGGGCUGCGGCGGAGUGUGGCGAAUGGGUUGUGGACAUGCGCUGACAACAUUGUCUAUAACACCUCCAUGGUGGCAGUGGUGAUCAUGGCCGGGGGAGCGCUAACGACAGGGCGCAUAUCAGCGGAGCAGGUGACGCAGUUUGUGAUGUACGCGGACUGGAUGGCAUACAACAUGUGGUGUGCGGGCGGCCACUGGGCCACCCUCAUGGACUCCAUCGGCGCCUGCCACCGCGUGUUUCAGCUGCUGGAUCUUCCACACCCAGAGCAGCUCAAUCAAGGCCAUGGUGAGUGUGCAUGCACAGACUGGAUGGCAUACAACAUGUGGUGUGCAGGCGGGCACUGGGCCACCCUCAUGGACUCCAUCGGCGCCUGCCACCGCGUGUUUCAACUGCUCGACCUGCCGCACCCGGAGCAGCUGGCUACUCAGGGUCGUGGUGAGUGCGAGUGCACAGGGAUAGGAGUGCGCAGCAUGGCUUGCGCGGGCGACCACUGGGCCACUCUCAUGGACUCAAUCGGCGCCUGCCACCAGGUCUUCCAACUGCUCGACCUGCCAAAUCCGAAGCAUGUCACUCAAGGGCACGAUGAGUGUGCGUGCGUGCAUGGGAGUCAAGGCCGAGUGCUGCCGUCGCUGAGCGGCAAGCUGGAGUUCCGCGAUCUCUCCUUCCGCUACCCCACCCGCCCUGAGGCUCUUGUGUUGGAGGGCAUAAGCCUGACCAUCCAGCCAGGCGAGCUGGUGGCACUGGUGGGGCACAACGGCAGCGGCAAGAGCACCCUCCUCAGGCUGCUGCAGCGACUCUACGAGCCCACAGAGGGGCAGGUGCUUAUUGACGACGUGCCUCUACCAGAGGUUGACAUCGCAUGGCUGAGAAGCCACAUUGGGGUCGUCAGCCAGGAGCCCCUUCUAUUCAGCAGAGACGUGGCAUCCAACAUUGCAUACGGAAGCAGCAAGGAACUCUCCCGGCAGGACAUUGUCCAGGCAGCGACCCAGGCCAACGCGCAUCAAUUCAUUUCCGAGCUGCCCGAGGGUUAUGACACGGUGGUGGACAACGCGCGGCUGAGCGGCGGGCAGAAGCAAAGAAUAGCGAUUGCCCGGGCUCUAGUGCGCGACCCCACUCUGCUGUUCCUGGAUGAAGCCACGAGUGCUCUGGAUGCUGAGAGCGAGCACUACGUGCAGAUGGCAUUGAACCAAGUCAUUCAUGACGACUCCCAUGCAAGUGGGGGCAGAAGGCAAACCAGAGUGGUCAUUGCACACCGGCUAUCCACCAUCCGUUCUGCCGAUAGAAUAGUGGUUGUGUCUCAUGGGAAGAUCAUCGAGGUCGGCACACACGAGCAGCUGAUGGAGCGAAAGGGGGCAUACAUGGAAUUGCACUCAAAGCGAAAUGAAGCCCCUGCGUCCCACUGA
This is a messenger RNA of Closterium sp. NIES-65, 2148 nucleotides long. The record is from the annotation of a GenBank genome assembly. Lineage: Eukaryota; Viridiplantae; Streptophyta; Zygnematophyceae; Desmidiales; Closteriaceae.